Solea senegalensis (Senegalese sole) is the source of this 1266-nucleotide messenger RNA. RefSeq lists its product as uncharacterized. Lineage: Eukaryota; Metazoa; Chordata; Actinopteri; Pleuronectiformes; Soleidae. The record is from RefSeq and is a predicted model, not a curated record. The transcript has 12 exons. The coding region runs from base 45 to 992 and encodes 315 amino acids.
AAAUGACACAUUAGAGUGAUUAAGUCACACACACACACUUCAAAAUGGCAGGAGGACAAAGGUUGUUCGUCGUCUUCAUGUAUUCCCUUCGUGUGAUUGCGGUUGACGCUUAUUACUUUCGUCCACCUAAGCUCACAGUGGACACUUCAGUCAUGACUGAGACGGACACGGUCACUCUGUUCUGUUACUCUAAACUAGUUGUGUCUGAGUGUUAUUUCUAUACUGUGAACCCGGUCAAAACAAAAACCUCCUCGUGUGGGGAGACACUGACACUGACAGGGUCUGAGUUGCUGUGGAUGGUAAAUCAGAGUGCACCCACUGUUGUAAGAGUGAAAUGUUUCUACACUGUAAAGAAAGGAGACUUAAAUUCUCCAUCUGAACACAGUGACGUAUCCUCCAUCACCAUCAACGCUCGUCGUGAGGAAACAACAGAAUUACACACGACGCAAACACUGACCACAGGUCUGACUGUUAGACCUCAUGUUUCAACACCUGCGACUCCCAUAAAAGGUCUGACAAUUAAACCUUAUUUCUCAACACCUGCGACUCCUAAAGCAGGUCUGACUGUUAGCAGACCUCAUGUUUCAACUGCUUUGACGCCUAUAAAAGCAGGUCUGACUGUUAGCAGACCUCAUGUUCCAACGUCCGCGACUACUAUAAAAGCAGGUCUGACUGUUAGCAGACCUCAUGUUCCAACGUCCGCGACUACUAUAAAAGAAGUAAUGACGCUGAAGCUGCUGCUGGUGGUGAUUAUAACUGGGUUUGUUGUGACUCUGGUUCUCUUCUUACUGGUACUUGUUUGCACCAUGAGAAGAAGAGGAAGAAGAAGAAGAAAAAGAAGAAUAAGUGGUUCUGAAAAAGCAAACAAACAAGAGCCUCAGAAGGAAGACUCUGACACACCUGUAUAUCACCUGUACGAAGACAUCGUUCAUGAGCCACCUGCACCAGCUUUGAAGACGACAGAAUUGUACGACCUGUUACAACCACAUUAACACCAGUGCAGAGGAACAACAAUCAGCAAAACGCUUUUAAAGAGACUUUAUAUUGUUUAUAAUUGUGGGGAUCUUAUGCAUUGUAUUUUUUUGAAAUCGGUAUAGUUGCAAUGGACAUGCAAGACUUUUAUCUCAGAUUGAAAGUUGACUACCAACAUUGUACUGACAUAAAAAAAAGAAGAAAGCACAGAAAUGAUGCAUUUAUGUACAAUAUAUGCAAAUUUGAUGCUUGUUCUUGGGCUUCAGCUGCAAUAAAACACGUCAUGAGAAACAA